AAUCUACUUAAAUAUUUAUUACCUCCUCUCUUCAUAAUGUCUCGCUUGAUUCUCCACGGCCACUUGUUCUCUCAGCCAGUAAGAACCUGCCUUUGGGCUCUAAGGACCCUGGGAGUACAACAUAAGUUCCAGAGUCAUGAGCUGUUCGUGGAUACUAGGAGUCACAAGUUUACCAAAAAUAUUAAUAUCUUUGGAAAAGUUCCCGUUCUUGAUAUCGAUGGCACCCUUAUCACCCAGAGUAACACCAUUCUCAGAUACAUAGCUAAUGAAUACGAUACGGAAGGAGACCUUCUGCCAAGGGAUAAUAACCUGAAGAGAGCCAAAGCAGAGGAAAUUAUGGAUAUUUGUGCGACAAACUUAAGAACAGCUACAAUGGGAGCUUGAAACCCAAUAGCCAUUCUUCCAAUGUUUAUGGGAGAGGAAAAGAUUGACAAGAAUGGAGAGAUGUUGGCCAUGGGCAGUGUCCGUAGGACCCUGGAUUUACUGACUCAAAAGCUUGCUGACAAGCCCUUCUUUACAGGAGAAAAGAUGUAUGUAGGGGAUGUUCAUAUCUAUAAUGAAUUGAUGACUGCAGAGUCUCUUUUAAAUCUCAAUUUAGCUAAAGAUCAUCUCAAGCUAAAGAAGUUCUUCGAUAGAGUUGAAGAGGAUGAUAAGAUAACUGAGAUAAAAAAGGAAGCACACGAGCUUUGGGAUUCUUUUAUCGAAUCGAAAAAGUAACUCAUUUGGUCAUAAAAUUUUGCCAUUCCUUGCUGAAGAUUUUCUCUUUUAUCAGGAUACGAUUUUGUAAGAAUUUAGAGAUGAUGGAUCUAGAAUGCUUAUAACAAUGCUUUUCA
This is a messenger RNA of Moneuplotes crassus, 833 nucleotides long. The record is from the annotation of a GenBank genome assembly. Lineage: Eukaryota; Ciliophora; Spirotrichea; Euplotida; Euplotidae.